Messenger RNA from Gloeophyllum trabeum ATCC 11539, 1158 nucleotides. RefSeq names its product Formyltransferase. The transcript has 7 exons. Gene Ontology annotation, cellular component: mitochondrion. Gene Ontology annotation, molecular function: methionyl-tRNA formyltransferase activity. Lineage: Eukaryota; Fungi; Basidiomycota; Agaricomycetes; Gloeophyllales; Gloeophyllaceae. The record is from RefSeq and is a predicted model, not a curated record. Gene Ontology annotation, biological process: conversion of methionyl-tRNA to N-formyl-methionyl-tRNA; biosynthetic process. The coding region runs from base 1 to 1158 and encodes 385 amino acids.
AUGCUGGGCUUUCGCGUCAAGUACAACACCAGACACGCCAGACGACCCGUCCGAACGAGUUCGGAAUUUGUUGCGAACGCUCGGAGAUGUCUACAAACAGUUCUGUGUGAGGAACCCUUCAAGGUCCUUUUCCUUGGUCGCGAUGAAUUCUCUUGUCUUGUUCUAGAGCAGUUACACAAGGCGAAAGACGUAUGGCAAGAGUUAGAAAUUGUCACCCAGCCAGAUGAAAAAGUUGGCCGUCGUGGAUCGCAGCUAUCUGUCUCACCCUUGAAGGUACUCGGUCAAGAACUCGACCUGUCAAUUCAUACCAUCCCACACAAGCGAACCGACUUCAAGCACUGGCAGGUUAGUACCCUUUCGCAGGAUUGGUUGCUUACGUAUCAGCCUCCAGCUCCCUUUCUCAACCCGCAUCCCUCCCACCUGAUUGUGACGGCAUCCUUUGGGCGGAUUCUCCCGAAGUCUUUACUCGGUCUCUUCUGUCCCUCCAGAAGACUUAACGUCCACCCGUCACUACUACCCUUGUACCGCGGUGCCGCGCCAAUACAACACACCCUGAUGGAUGGACGACGAGAGACAGGUGUCUGUGUGAUUGAGAUGAUGGAGAAGAGUAAAGGUAUUGAUGCCGGGGAGAUAUGGGGGCGGCGAGAGAUGUCUGUACCGGAGGAUGCGACUUUCUCCUCGCUCCGAGAUACUCUGGCUCGCCAAGGUGGGGAUCUGCUGGUCUCAGUCUUGCGUGACAUGCUGUCUGGCACGGCCGUCGCUAGGCCUCAACCUCUCCUCACCUCCGACUCUGGCAUCCCCAGAGCGCCGAUGAUCACCCUCGAAGACGCUAUUGUCGAUUUUACAACUAUGACAGCUCAGGGUGUCAAACCCCUCACGACGUACUUACCUAACUCGAAGACGCUGCAGCUCCAUGCUCUGUCUAUACAUCCACCCCCACAAGUGCCUUCCACGUUACCAUCGGAAGCGGGGGCAGCUAUAUACGAUUCUCACUCGCGGUCUAUCUUAAUCCGGUGUGCGGGCGAUACUGUACUCAGUACCGGCAAGGUGAAGCAGCAGGACCGUGUCAUGCUGGACGCGAAGGAGUGGUGGAAUGGGUGGAAGAGCUUCUGUGGGGGUGAGUGGCGCGGUUACGUCGUCUUUCAACGAGGACCGUGA